AUGCAUGCGCGGAGACGGAAUGCAUGCGCGGAGACGGAAUGCAUGCGCGGAGGGCGGCAGGUCGACGUGGCGAUGCGCGCGAGCGGCAUAAUGGGCGGAGGAGCGGGGAGCGCGGAGGAGCCGUCGUUGGAGCAGCUGAUGGGCGUGAGCCGAUGGUGCGUGCUGCGCGCCGUGGAGGUUGGCGUGACGACGAGACUGGCGGAGAAGCUCGGGCAGAUGGAGGAGAGAAAGAGAGGAAGAGAGGGAGAGAAUGAGAGAGGAAGAGAGGAGGGUGAGGGACGAAGAAAGGGAGAAAGUGAGAGAAGAAGAGAGGAGGGUGAGAGACGAGAGGAAGAGAGAGAGGAAGAGUGUGAGAGGUUGAGGGAGGAAGAGAGGAAGAGAGUAAGAGAGCGCAAGCGAGCUCGCACGGCUCAUGGCUGUGCUGCUGCACACCGCAUAAGGGAGGUGAGUGCUGUCGUGCUUACCAUCCCAUGCCACACCUCCGAUUGCUCCCAUCCCGUUCCCCCAUCCCGUUCCCCCAUCCCGUUCCCCCAUCCGUUCCCCCAUCCCAUUCCCCCAUCGCGUUCCCCCAUCCGUUUCCUCCAUCCCGUUUCCCCAUCCCGUUUCCCCAUCCCGUUCCCCCAUCCCGUUCCCCCAUCCCGUUCCCCCAUCCCAUUCCCCCAUCGCGUUCCCCCAUCCGUUUCCCCCAUCCCGUUCCCCUAUCCCAUUCCCCCAUCCCAUUCCCAUCCCAUUCCCCCAUCGCGUUCUCCCAGUCGGUCCCCCAUCACUCCCCCAUCACUCCCCCAUCACUCCCCCAUCACUCCCCCAUCACUCCCCCAUUGCUCCCCCAUCACUCCCCCAUCACUCCCCCAUUGCUCCCCCAUCGCCCCCAUCGCUCCCACAUUGUCGCCCCCAAUUCUCUUUAUGCGGCAGCACCUGCUAGCCCUCUCGCCCGUGCAGGCAAUCUCCCCCUCCCAUCGCUACCGCACUCAGCCCCUUUCCACCCCUUCGCCUCUCCCAUCCACUGCGUUUCUGGAAGCACCUGGCGACGCUUUCAGUCAGCCGAUACAGAGGUGGCGAGAGGGGCAGUCCCUCUCAUCACUUCCCAUUAUUCCCAUUAGCCCUUCUCAUCGUUACCGAUUUUUCAAUCCCCACGACCCCUCCCCAUUUGUGAUUUUCCUGACAGCACCUGCCAUGCAGAGGCCAUGA
Closterium sp. Naga37s-1 is the source of this 1188-nucleotide messenger RNA. NCBI's taxonomy places the organism in Eukaryota, Viridiplantae, Streptophyta, Zygnematophyceae, Desmidiales, Closteriaceae. The record is from the annotation of a GenBank genome assembly.